GUUAACGUUAUACGAUUGUACUUGUUAAGUGUGUCAAAUCGAGUUAGAAAUACUACAUGUUCACUUGGGAUCUUUACCCCUGGUAAAACACUAGGGCCAAACCCAGGAAAUACGUGAGGAAAGUAGUCAAGUGGUCAAGUGCAAAGACCGCAAGUGGGGUAUUUGGACGCAGACUGAAUCGUUAUAACGCGCUCACGCUGUGUGUGUAACUUGUCAAUGAUGACCUGAACUGUGCGCGCUCGCGAUGACAGCGGGAAACAUUAGUGGCGCGUGACCCGCGACAUUGACUAGUCACAGACACACAGCCUACACUAGUGGACUCACAAUCUUCUCGUCUCUCCACUUAAAAUAACAACUGGAAAAAAAUCAAAACCAGCACCCAAGCACCAACAAUGAUUCAUCUUUUACCAAUGCAAAGAAUUUUAAAGAACAGACACAAUAUCGUGUUUAUAGAACACACGGAUCAUGGCCUGCAUGUGUGUGUUUCAAAAGCAAAAGCUCUACACCACUCAUGAAGAAAUUGAAGUGGGCUGCUCAUAGUCUGUACCAUCUAUCUUGAGUUUAAGUCCCUGCAUUAAAAACGCAUUGAUUUCUCAUACAACUGCGAGUGGGUGUGUUCUGUGGGGUGGGGAUCUGGCCCCUUCUGCCAAGCAGCUGUGCCUCGCUGCUGAUAGAAUUAUUUAGGUAUGAAAGAAGGGGAUCACAAAAAGGAAAGAAUAAAUGCAUAAUAAUAUGAAGUGAUGAUAGGUAAAAGCAAGACAUCUGAUACCACACGCAAUCAAAAAGAAAGAAGGUAAAGAGAAUCACUUUCCUCAGUCAGCUCUAUUUCAUUGUUUUUGUGCCAAAGAUAGUAUGUGGUUCACACACACGUAUGCUAGAGAUGCUAAACUCAUAUUAGAAAUGUCGCUGUCUAGAGGGAUUCCCAUCAAUUUCGCCCUCUAUCGCUUUCUCACUCGCUCUCUCUCCCUGUCAACAGUCAUUUACACGCACAUAUAUUCUGUCUAAAUCUUUCAUAUAGACCACUUUUGCACCGACGUCACGUCAUAAGCUGGAGGCAAAACAAAGGGAAAACUGGAGGCGGCCAAUACAAACCAGCACCUAUUCGGCAUCAUAAGGAGUUUAAAAUAUCAUCUUGUUGUGUUGUUUAGUGCCACAAUCGACAGAAUACAGUCUGCAAUUUAAUAUUUUUUCACAUAUCUGCUGCCAUUGCCAAACUGCGAGAGCUGUAGUUAAACACAAUAAAACGAUCAGACUAAUCAGAACGAUCACCAAAAAUGCUCGCGUUUCACUUCAUAACACUUUAAAUAAAAAAACUACUGUCUUUUGUUGGUGUUAUGAUUUGGGUAUGUGUCAAUCUCAUGUACGCCCAAAUCAGAAACUGGGGUACAAACUAUUUUUCACGUAGCAUUAACUUUUGAACGCAUAGUGUAUGAUGUAAUCAAUGUAAUCCGAUUUAAAGUCCAAUCCGAAUAAAAACGCUCCAUACAGUAUGAAGAUUUCAAUCAGAUAAAAAAUGCCCAAGCCAAUUGAAAUUUCAGUCGGAUUGUAAGGAGUGGGUUAUGCCGUUUGUAAUCCACUUGAUAGGACAUGUAAACACUUGAUCAGAUUAAAAACUGAGGUAGGAAGUUGUGCGCAUGUGCAAAGAUGACUGGGUCAUACAAAUUUAAGGUCCUACGACGCACGGAACGGAGCAGCUGUUGCCAAAGAAACCAAAAUCCUUAAAUCUGACAAAGCGGAACAAAUAUAUAUAUGCUUGUCGUCUCUAAAUGAACAUAUUCAUGUUUCUAUGCAUUUAAAAUGUCUUUACUGUUUCCCAGGAUAGGCUACCGAACAUUCAUUUUAUUUAUUGUUUACUUACAUGUGCUUUGGAAGGAUUAACUGUUUUUACCAUGACUUGUCAAGAAAUCGUUUCUGUGAAAUCCCUCCAGAAGUUUGUAUGUUCGCACCACUGGAGUCAUUACACCUUUAUCACAACUGUAUAAAGGGCAUUCCAGAGGGCAUUAUUAACCUACAUAUGCUCACCUACCUAAACAUAAGUCGAAAUCAGUUGUCUGUUCUACCAAAGUAUCUCUUCAAUCUUCCCUUGAAAGUGCUGGUGGUCAGUAACAACAAACUCCUGUCUGUUCCUGAGGAGAUCGGCAAGGCCAAAGACCUUAUGGAACUGGACAUUAGCUGUAAUGAGAUCCAAGUGCUUCCAGCUCAGAUAGGGAAACUUAACGGUUUACGAGAACUCAACAUACGGAGGAACUGCCUUCAAGUGCUACCAGAUGAGUUGUCUGAUCUGCCAUUGAUCAGGUUGGAUUUCUCUUGUAAUAAAAUCACUGAAAUCCCUCUGUCUUACUGCAAACUCAAACAGUUACAGCACAUCAUUCUUGACAACAAUCCCAUGCAAUCUCCACCAGCACAGAUCUGUCUAAAAGGAAAGAUUCACAUCUUUAAGUAUUUAAACCUGCAGGCGUGUCGCCCUGAUAAGAAACCAGACACACUUGACCUGCCCUCACUGGGAAAACGUUGUUUACCUCAGCAGCUGACAGACAGUAUGGAAGAUUUCUAUCCCAGCAAAAAUCACGGUCCUGACUCCGGUAUUGGCAGCGACAAUGGUGACAAAAGGCUUUCGACUACAGAGCCAUCUGAUGAUGAUACUGUUAGUCUGCACUCUCAGGUGUCUGAGACAGCGCGGCUAGACGCACACAUUCUUCUCACAAAGCUGGACACAAACAAAGACCUGGAUCCAUACGACUUUAUUGACCCAAAUCCAGAAGAAGAGGCUCUGUCUGAGGGAGAUACCCAGAGCAGUACACCCUAUGUGUCAUGUAUAAAGGAGCUUGAAAGAGUUCUCAAAACACACCAAAGCAAAGACAAAGAAAACUUGAAAGAGGAGUCUGGCUCAGAGAAGGAGCAGCUAGCUGAGGAAGAUGAGGAUGACCUGAAGGAGGUGUUGGACCUGAGGAAGAUCGCAGUUCAGCUGCUACAGCAGGAGCAGCAGAACAGGAGGCGGUCCUUAAUAUGUAGGGCUGAGAGUCUAAUACACCGUAGAAGAGCAGCGGGGAGAGCUCACAGAUUUCUCAGCCACUCGGGAAGCAGCACAAAAUCAAGAUCUCCAUCUCAGACUGUUAGAAGUGCAUCUCUAGAUGAGGGAAGCAGCUCAGCGUCUGCUCUCAGUGGACAGCCCUCUACCUCUUGCUCAUUUGAUGGGAGUUUAAAAUCGGAAAGCAGCGACCCUGAACCAAGAUGGCCGGAGAUUCCUCCUGUGCUCAACCAGAAUGAGGACCGCAGAAGAAACAAAUACUUGAGGAAGGACUACCUGAAGUAUAAGUGCCAAAGCGCUCGUAGAAACUCCAGUGGACACGACAAUGAUUGUGAGGACGGAAUGCUUUCUAAUGAUUUCACUACCACACUCACUGUCUUUGGCCUGAAACCUAGAACAGCCUACUCACGUGGAAAUCGACAAGACUUCAGCUCAACAGACCCUAGCUUCACUAUGAGGAGAAAGAUGGAGCACAUCAAAGAAGAGAUGGAGCAGAUCCGACACCUGCGGCAGAACCUUGAGUCCAGGUUAAAGGUUUUGCUGCCAGAUGAUGUGGGUGCUGCUUUAAUGGAUGGUGUUGUUUUAUGCCAUCUGGCCAAUCACAUUCGUCCUCGUUCUGUUGCCAGCAUUCACGUGCCCUCCCCUGCAGUGCCAAAGCUGAGUAUGGCCAAGUGUCGGCGGAAUGUUGAGAAUUUCCUGGAUGCGUGCAAAAAGCUUGGAGUACCACAGGACAAAUUGUGCUUGCCCCAUCACAUCUUGGAGGAGCGAGGUCUGGUCAAGGUUGGCGUCACUGUACAGGCAUUGCUGGAUCUUCCAUCAUCAAAACCCAACCAGCUAUCUACCAUGUAGCAUUACUGUACCAUGGGACGACUUCUAGCAUCCCUUUACCCUCAUCCUCCCUCUACCCCCAGAUAACCUCUCAAUGCUGAUCUGCGACCACCCCAGUCAUGACCCUUCACCUUUACUCAGCUAUGGUGAACAGGUCAGCUUCCCCCCUACCUCUUAUAACCCCCUAUGGAGGGGUCUAGCAUUUUUAAGCUUAUUCAAAUAUCACACCCUGUCGGAGGAAAUUGUAAGUUUAUCCACACAUUACAUUUAGAGAGGAUGCAGAUGAAAGACCAAAAAGAAACUGCCCUACAGACAACAGGUUACAAUAAUACAGCUCUAGACUGAACGUGGAUAUCUGGAUGCAAGCAAAAUAUCUGCUGCUGUUCUGUGACUGACUGUGUUGCCUCUCGAAAUCUCUUUUGUACAGUAUCUCGAUCACAUUCUUCUUCUCUUGCACUGGUGAGCCCAGAGGGCGAGGGCAGGAGAAAAGCAGGCAGCUUUCUGGCUGAUUAUGGACUACAGGAAGGGUGUUGCAUAAAAUCAUCCGACCAAUUCUCCAGCAUGAAGUCACAAAGAGCUGUCAAUCAACUCCACCCAUUCCCAUGUAACACUUCAUCACCUUGUCAUAUUGUGGGUAAAACUAAAGGUAUAGACACGCUGUAAUGUGCAUGUAAUCAUAUGCCGACAUAAAUGAAAAAACGUCUGUCCUGAUGUGUCAGAAACACUCUUCUGUGCCUACAACUGGUAAGGUGACUUAUAAUUUUGUGGCAACAGCAGGUGUUCAUUACUGUCUGCAGGUCUGAGCAGAUGUGUUGGAACAAAGUAAAUUCGCAAGCCCAUACAAGACAAAGGCUCAUCUGUGUGUUAGUUCACAUAGGUGCCAGCGUUCAAUUUAGUGUUUCGUGUGGGAGUUUUCAAUAUUUCCAGUUUCAGUAACAGAUUAUCAGCGUGUACUUGCCUUAUCAAGUGUUUUUGCUCUUGUGCUCUUAUAGACCACUUCGCAAGGUGUAAACACUGGCCCAGAAGCAUCUCCAGUUUCAUUUUAAUUUAUUAGGGCCCAUGCCACUAGGGGCACACUCCUGAUGUCAUAGUGUAACCCCUUCAUUGCUGUAACCCUUAAAACUAGACUGCCAGAGUGUUACUAUAAAUACAUAUGCCUGCUGUGCACCGUUGUCCUGAUGCCACGCGGGUGGCAGUGGCGCUGAAGACUUGGGCCUGUCAUCACUUGUUUGCGGCUAUAUUUUUAUUUAUUAAAUCUUACAAAUUUAAUUCAAUCUUAAAUAUAUUCUUGAACAUUUUAAUUCGGUUAUAAAUGUUCUGAUGGUUGUAUUUUAUUCUAUUGUUUGUAAAGGGUUAAAAAAAAAAAAAAGUUCUUCAGGACCAGCUUUGGAAAAGUGUUUGCCGUCCCAAGUGGUCUAUACUGUAGGUGUGACAGAAAAUUGUUAUUGAUGGAAAAUUCACUUUUAUUCCCUGAUGGCCAGCUUCGGCGCUAAAAACAGGACAAUUAGAAAUCCUUGUUAAACACUUUGCACUUUAUUUUUCAGUUAAACACCUUUAAAACCCCACAGACUCAUUUUUCAAAUGUAAUUGGUUUGUAAUCAGUUUUGUUUGACACUGUGAAAGAUCUGUUACAAGAGCAACAACUAAUCAUUUCAAUUAGUUUCAUCUGGAAAAUGUAUUUAUUUAUUUACUUUAAAAUUAUGUUUUGUUUGUUUUUAUUUAUGAGUUUAAAUCCGUUUUAUGAGCCUCAGACAUGACAGUGACUAUAGUGUUCAAGCAUGAAGUCUGGAGGAACCAUCAUAUCAGGUUUUAGCUGUUUAGCAGUCCACUUUUUAAGGUCGCUGAUAAACGAUACACAGUGUUGUCCUACUUUUAUAAUCGUCUUUCCCAGAGCCUUACCUAUACUGUCAUUAGUCGUACCCACAUAUUUUAAAUGAGUUCUUUCAGGUUGAUUUACAUGUUUGUCUACAUUGAAGUGGUGUUUUGGUUGCACUUUAUAGUACAGUACGUGUACCUAUAGUGUACGUGCAGUGUAAUUACCUAAGAUGGCACUGGGUAGUAUAACGCAACUACAUGGUAUAAGUUUAGGUUUAGGGGUAGGUUCAGAGUUAGUACCUAGUUAUUACCCGGUUAUUAUAUUUAGUGUAAUGAGUUCACAGAAUGCACAUGGGAAACAGGACUGUAAAAUAAAGUGCUAUCGCUGUUUUGGUAUGCUAACCGUUUAGAAACAAUUCUAGGUGUUGCGUUAUUUAUGCACACAGUAUUUUAGUGCAUAAACAUGAGUCUUAAUUACUAAAGUAACCACCCACAAUCAAGUUUAAACAGGCACUACAUGCGCUAAUGGCUGCUGUGCUAUAAUCAUUUAAAGUAAUUUGCCUUCCUUUUUGAUGUUAACUUUUUAUUUGAGCUUACAAUAUUAUUCACCAUCAUAAAUCUUAGUACUGUUUCCCUAUCGAAUUUAAUGUCCCGUGUGUAAUUGUUUGAAAAUGGCACACUUAAGCUGUAAGUGUUAGCGUCACCUAAAGAUGCACAGAUACUAAAUUUCUCCACCGAUAACUGAUUAUUCAGAGCAAUACAUGCUGACACCGAUAGUUUGGUGUUUAUAUUAGCUCUAACUAAAUUUUUUUAGGGUUAAAUUAAUAUUUCUCAACUUUCUGAAUGUUGUCAAUUCAUAAAAUGACUAGUAAUAUUGAACAUCAGAAUGUUUAACUAUAUACAGAGCACAUUUUCUCUCGACUUAUCCAUUCGUUACAUUUUCUUGUCCUCUUUUGACUGACAUGAUAUAUCAGCCCUGAUCAUCCGAUCAUCAGUCAAUAGCCGACAGUGUGAACAAUUGCUUCUAUCAACCAAUAACGUUUAUUGGCUUAUAUAUCGGUGCAUUUCUAGUUACACUUUAUUUUAUGAUCCCCUUGUCACACAAUACAUGCAUUUACUGUAGUAUUUACUGUACACUGCAUGUAAAAUGCACAAUUACAUGUAAUUAAAAAACCUAAGCCUAUCGUUGUAAAUUUUUUAGAAUCAUUAUUACACUGUAAAACAGGCACCUUAAAAUAAAGUGUAACCGGGAAAUCAAGUUAUUAAUAAGAACGUUAUAAUGGGGCAAGUGGACUUGAGUCAUUUUAAAGAGCUGAUUUGGGUGUCAGAUUUGCAGGGAUGGAGUGAUGUAGCGAUAGGUGUAAUGCAGACCUCCCCUGAAAGCUUCACAAAUGCUCUCAGAAACAAGUAUUUAUAUUAUUUAUAUCCUGUUUUGCUUGAAGAACAGCAGACUUAUCUUUUUGCGCUUGUGCACUUAAAUCUUCAUUGAUUUCUUCGACCUAGAAAGUCCCUUCUUUUCUUUGGAAAUGUUUUUUUUAAGAAUCUAAGGUUUUUAUAAGUAAUUGCCUGUCAGACUUCACAUAGCAGAGAAAACCUUGAUAUGAUGAAAACAGUUCCUCAGGCGGAUUGCUUCCAACUCAUCCAAGAAUGCAGAAGAUACAUUUCAUAUCAAAAUGAACAAAGACAUUAAUAAUAGUUAUCUUUUAGUUUCACUCUCCAUCAAAUUCAUAAUGUAAGACAUGUGUAUAAUGCAAAGUACACAAUUGUACAGUAAUACAGCAUACUAAGGUGAUUUGAAGUUAUUUCUAUAUCUCUGAUAGCUUUCCGAAUAGCCAUACAUUUUCACCUAUGCUUUAUACUGCCAUUUUGGACGGUAGCACUCACAAGACUGUCACAUGCCAAAAUGACACAUAAAACCAUGAGUAAACAUUUCACAAAAAAAAAACAUUUUUGACCUAAAAUACUACAAAACGUAUAAACUGCAUCCUGUGUCCUAUGUUUUGUACUAAUAUAGGGCAUUAAGCAGUAUGUUACCCCGUGAUUUGCAUUAGAUGUAAUCAUAUCAGUGACAUAUGACAUGAAAUAAACUGCGAUGAGUCAGAAGCUUCAUGACAGAUGAGAAUGUUAUUUUGAUCUCUCCCUAUUUAAUCCCUUUCUGAAAAGACUUUGGAAUAUCAAAGCUCAUCUGCUCUGCAUCACAUUCCUGUGAUGAGAAAUAUUCAUUGUUCAAUAAAGCAAAGUGUGGAUUCAAAUGUAAUGAAUAGGCAGGAGUCCCCUACAAUGCAGUGUGUGCAUAAAGAUGUUUUGUAUGACACGACUGGAUUGCAUGUCUGGACCACCACCAAUCUUGUACUGUACAUAAUCUCUGUAUAAAUGCAUUCGGAUGUUUCUUAAAAAGAUAAACAAAUAAAACAUUUCAAAGGUCGAAGUAAGGGAAGUAAGUU
Messenger RNA from Triplophysa dalaica, 8115 nucleotides. It is a transcript of the gene lrch2, whose product is annotated as leucine-rich repeats and calponin homology (CH) domain containing 2. The transcript is spliced from 22 exons. NCBI's taxonomy places the organism in Eukaryota, Metazoa, Chordata, Actinopteri, Cypriniformes, Nemacheilidae. The record is from RefSeq and is a predicted model, not a curated record. The coding region runs from base 1859 to 3877 and encodes 672 amino acids. Gene Ontology annotation, molecular function: protein binding.